Pocillopora verrucosa is the source of this 2807-nucleotide messenger RNA. Its product is annotated as MYCBP-associated protein. NCBI's taxonomy places the organism in Eukaryota, Metazoa, Cnidaria, Anthozoa, Scleractinia, Pocilloporidae. The record is from RefSeq and is a predicted model, not a curated record.
UCAAUAUGGCGGCUGUUGCUACGAGAGCGUAGCAGAAGUGCUUCUAGAUUUUCUUUCUCUGUUCUCCCUGUGUAACGGUGUCAGUGUACUUGGUAACGACAUGAGUAACAAACUUUCGAGCAAACCUUCCAGGAAGGAUCGCCCAAGAUCUACAGAUAAGAGUGCUAAAACUAAAAAGAGAGAUGGUGGUACCCCUGAUAAGAUGAGUUCACCAAUUGGUUCUGCUGUGCACAUUCCUGAUGAAUUAUGCACAGGACCAUCUGUUGGGAAGGUCAUAAGUGGAGAUGAUAUUGAUUCUCUGGCAAUCAAUGUGGAUGAACUGAAAAAGGUCCAUCCUCCUAAGAGACCAGCAGUCCCAAAACCAUCAAGAACUCUCGUGGUGCGAAAGACACGACUCAAGCCCUCAGUGGAGCAGAAUCAACCUGUGGGAAAGAGUAUGACUGUUGCACGACCAGCUCCUUCAGAUGCACCUUUAGUAUCUACUCCCCUUAUUGGUACAACUGGUCCAGUUUUUGAUGAGGAUGGACAAGUUUUGACUCACACCAUACUGGGAUCUUGGGAAGACUUUCAACAGGAAGCUAUUAAGAGAGGAGAUAUUGAGAAUCUCCCUCCAUUCUCUGGACACAAGUUUGGUGCUGGCAAAGUUAGGCCAUCAACUAAAGAUGCAGAAAAGGAAAAUAAGUUCUCCAGUCAUGUUUGGCAAACAAAGAUCAAUGAAAGUAAUGCAUUGACAAACUGGCAAAGACAGAUGAUACAGAGGAAGAAACAACAACGUCAUCUAGCAAAUGCACUAAACACAUCAACAGAUAUGUUGGUUAUGAACCAAAGUGAGGAUUAUAGAGAAACACAAGAAGACAGGUAUGCCAUUGACAGAUCCAUCCCAUCAAUGGAUUAUGGAAAAGGAUAUCGUGUUGGUAGUGAGUUUUGGAAACAGGCCGAGCAAAUAGGAAAUGAUGAAACAGGGAUCAAUAUGACUUUGACACAGACUGAGCGAGGCUAUCCACCUGCCAUUGAACACAUUGGAAAACCCAUAUACAUCAAGAAUGAAAUGGGCAUAGAGUGGUCCAACACCCAUAGGUCAGUAUCAGUGCACUACCCCUGGCAGAAGUCUAGUUAUCUUCAGGAGAGAACUACACAGCUUCAAAAUGUUUUAAAUGAGUUAGACCCACACCAACCAUACAUUGAUGAUCUUGAAGUGAUUGGAACAAAUCAGCCUCAGCAUUCAUUCAAGUUCGACAUGAUGUCCAUAGUUCAAGAGGAAGAAGAAGAGGAAAGUGAAGCAAUGGAUGAAACUGUACUUCAAAGGGACCCUUUGGCAAAUAUCGCUGAUGUUGUACCUCAGCCAAUAUUUGGACCAUCAUUAUCAAUUGGUGGUCACACAGCUCAGUGGAAUGGUCCAAGGUCAGGAGGCAGUGAGAAAGCAGGGGUGGCUUGCCGCGUGAUAUUUGAUUCCAAUGUUGGAGACAGGGUCACUUCUCACCUAAAUAUCUGCAAUGAUGGAACAACUGCAGUGUACUUUUCUUGGAAGAAAAUUCCACUGACCAAUGUACUGGGGACCAAGCUUGCAGGACAUGCUCAAAGGUUUUACUUUGACACCAAGAGUGAUGUAAUCUUACCAGGAGAUACUUUGAAGUUCCCAUUCAUAUUCAAAUCUCCAAAUGCUGGGAUCUUCACUGAGACAUGGGAACUGAUGACAAGACCUACUCUUUGUGGUGGGGCUCCCAUAAGGAUCACUCUAAGAGGUGUAGCGUUAGAAGAGGACAUCUACAAGGAAGCCAGGCAGCAAAUUGAGGAUGAUUUGGCUCACAGAGAAGCAGUGGAGACUGCAACAAGACUCCUUGAAGAGAUCCUUGAUGGUGUUCGUACUCCUGAGAGAGCCAGGUCCCCAGUGGAUGCUUAUAUCACGGAGGAAGAGAUCUUUGAAAGAGCUAAUCAAGGGAUGCAUUUCCAGGAUGAGGUUGUUGGGGAAUUGAAGCAGAUUUAUGCACAGCUUGGAGACAAUGAAGAGUGGGACUUGUCUAUAGAGUCCCUUCAACAGAAAAUCAUGUGCAUUGAAGAUGCUGAUCAACGUGAUAGCCUGCUCCAGACACUCAAUAGCUCUGUAUCAACCUUAUCAUUCCCACCAAUGACUCCUAUUAAACAAGCCAUGUAUGCUGCAGGAUAUCAAUUACUUUGUGAGAUGGUGGACAGUAUUGUUGGACAGGCAAACAUGAUACGAUCCAUUCUUGGUCUUCCCGAGAGAGAGCUUGUGGAGGAUACUUCACAAGAGGAAGCGGACAAAAGACUGCGCAAAGGAACAAUUUCUGAUACAAAAGCUGCUGAAAGUCGAAAAGGAGAUAAAAAAGACAAGAGAGGAGGAAAGCUUUCUGAAAUUGAUCGUCCAACUUCCACCCAACGCUCCAAGUUAUCAGCCAAAAAAUCAGGAAGAGGUACUAGCACACCAUCAUCACAGUCCAAAUCAGCUCUCAGUGAAGCUGCCGCAGAAAGGACUGGGACCCCAGUCAGUGUGGAGGGAUUAACAAUUGAAAAUACUGUCGACCCCGUCUUAGAAGCAAAGUACAAGGAGAAACUUUUUACGCAGACUUAUGCCCUUGUGGUGGAUACGUUUGAAAGAAUGGACUUGGUUUUUGAAGACAUAAAAACUGCAGAAUCAAGGUUAUCAGGUCUAGAGUAGGAUGUGCUGCUUAGUUCUCUCUAACACUCAAGCACUUCAUUUUGUGCAUUAUUUAUAGCAAUCAAGUGACAUUGUAGAGGGGAAAUAAAAUACACCUCAGAGACAACAUUAAAUUAAUGUUAUUUGCUACCAA